CUCUCAACCCGCCAGCUCCCUCGAAACAUGGUCAACUCUGCGCAUUAUGACUGAUGUGAAGCUUGAAUACAUCAGCGUGGGUGGCAAUCGGCAUCCUGCCGCUGCAGAUUGGGACCGCCAUUCAGGCAUCCUUGCCUUCGGUGCGGACAACAACAUCGCACUAUGGGAUCCUCUUGAAAAGAACCACACUGGCAUCCAUGCUCUGUUGAAAGGCCAUACGGACUCUGUUAAUGCCGUCAAAUUCAUAUCUGCCGCUGGCUUUCCAGAUCCGCUUCUCAUUAGUGGAUCUGUAGACAAGACGGUUCGGAUAUGGCGAAGAUCGAACUCGGAUUCGACGUCCUGGGCCGAGGUUGCGAAGCUGGAUGCGCACGCGGCUUCCAUCAAUUGCAUCGCAGAGCUUUCGUCACAGAACAUUUUUGUGACGGGGGCGGCAGAUGCCACCGUCAAGGUGUGGCAGAUCCAGUCUGACAGCGCAAAAACUGAGGACGUGGAGGUCGCUCUCCUCCAGGAAAUCCAGAUUUCACCAAGAUUCUUUCCUUUGGCUAUUGCCAUCGCCAGCCUCGCCCCUCGUUCAAACGCUAAAACGGGUGAGCUGAUUUUAGCAAUUGCUGGAACGAAAGCUUCGAUACAAAUUUAUGUCGCAAAAGGCGAAGAUCCUGCAUCGAGUCAUUUCUCGUUAGUGGCGACGUUGACGGGUCACGAAGCGUGGAUACGAUCUUUGGCAAUCGUAAACGAGAUACCGGGUGAUGCGUCAAGCGACUUCAUUCUGGCGUCCGCGAGCCAAGAUAAAUACAUCCGACUGUGGCGGAUCCAUCGUGGACAUGACCUUCCCACCUCAAGUCGAGCCCUCAAUGAUCCCACGUUGGGCAUUCUGGCAAAAUCUUCGUUGUCUAACAAAGCACAUCGUUUCUCGACGGCAACACAACAAUUUUCCGUCACGUUCGAAGCCUUGCUGUUGGGCCAUGAAGAUUGGAUCUACACGGCAUCGUGGCACUGCUACAAAAAUCGCCUGCAGCUUCUCUCAGCAAGUGCAGAUAACUCACUAGCCGUCUGGGAGGCGGAUGAGUCAACCGGCAUCUGGAUGUGCGUUGCGCGCCUCGGCGAGAUUUCUGCUCAAAAAGGCUCAACGUCAGCAACCGGAAGCACAGGUGGCUUUUGGGCUGGUCUCUGGUCACCAAAUGCCAGUGCCGUUGUCAGUUUAGGUAGGACGGGAGGCUGGCGCCUUUGGCAAAGAGACAUUUCUGAAGGGUCUGAUCUUUGGAUCCAGAAGCCGGCCGUUACAGGACAUACCAGAGAAGUUAAUGGUUUAGCAUGGUCCAGAGACGGUGCGUACCUGCUGAGUACGGGAAAUGACCAGACAACAAGAUUGCACGCUCAGUGGAGGGUGGAUGGCCGCUCAUCAUGGCACGAAUUCUCACGGCCCCAGAUUCAUGGAUACGAUAUCAAUUGCAUUGACACAAUCACGAACUCUCAAUUCAUCUCAGGCGCGGAUGAGAAGCUUCUUCGCGUGUUUGACGAACCAGAUGGCGUAGCGGACCUGCUGAGCAGCCUCUGUGGUAUCUCCAAGCCGAAAAAUAUUUCCCUCCCCGAUGCAGCAAACAUCCCGGUCCUCGGACUGUCUAACAAGGCCAUCGAAGCCGUCGCCGACGACGAAGCUUCAAUAGCCAUCGGUGAUGAUAGAAAUGCGGUUGACCCUGCGUCAAUUGUGCACAAGUCCACACUCAAACUGGACGAGCCUCCGCUCGAGGACCAUUUAUCCCGACACAUGCUCUGGCCCGAACGAGAGAAGCUCUAUGGCCACGGGUAUGAGAUUAACGUUGUGGCAGCAAGUCAUGAUGCGACACUCGUUGCAACAGCAUGCCGUGCAAGUUCUGUGGACCAUGCAGUAAUACGAUUGUACGACACGAAGGAGUGGAGGGAGGUAAAGCCCGUCCUGAAAGCCCACACUUUGACGGUCACAGGUCUACGUUUCUCACCAGACGACGCAUAUUUGCUGUCCGUGGGAAGGGACAGGCAGUUCUGCUUAUGGAAGCGGAGUGAAACCUCACCUUCGGAGUACAAGCUUGUGCAGAACGAUGCGAAAGCGCACAGCCGAAUGAUUCUCGCGACGUCAUGGGCUCCAGCUGCAGCGGGUCGCAUAUUCGCUACCGGCGGCAGGGACAAGACCGUAAAGAUAUGGAGACUAAGCGACGAAGGUGCGAUAUGUGUGCAGAGUAUAAGUACGGAUGUGCCCGUGACCGCCUUGGCGUUCGUGCCGGAACCGGUCGAUGGCAAGAUCGUGCUUGCGUACGGCUUGGAGAGUGGGCAGCUGUCUAUCUGCUUCGCUUGUUUGAACGAGGGCGAAUACGCUAUCAGCCCCUAUGCACAAUUUGGCGUGCUCCAACAGUCGAAAGCGGUAUUGCAGCUGUCCUGGCGACCGGAGGCAAACACCGAAGGUCAAUUGCGGCAUCAUGACGGUGGAGAGUUAGCAUGGGAUCUUGCCAUCGCCAGCGCAGAUAGCUCGCUACACAUCGCAAGGGUAGAUUUCCGCUUGCAGUAGAUGGAUAUCGACAGCGUCAUCUAGCCUGAUCCCCGAAAUAUCUGCAGAAACGAAGGGGAUUCGAAUGUGCAACAGACCAAGUCAGAGCUUGUUUGCUUUGAAAUGCAUCUCAGAACAAAAGGCCCGCAUCAAAACGAAAAAAACUCCUUCUUCCACGACAUUUUUACCACACUGUAAUAUGAGGGUACACAAUUCUGGCUACCGCUGAGCUUCAACUCAUCGAUUCCAAUCGAAACUCUACCACAUGAAUAGAAAAGGACAAGUGAAGUGCCCGAGUGCGCUUGUUUAAGAUCGCUGUCCACAGACGCGUCCGUGUCAUUAAUAUUCUAUCUUUCAUUGUGUGACUGCGCCUCGGUACGUGAGU
Verruconis gallopava is the source of this 2903-nucleotide messenger RNA. RefSeq lists its product as uncharacterized. NCBI's taxonomy places the organism in Eukaryota, Fungi, Ascomycota, Dothideomycetes, Venturiales, Sympoventuriaceae. The coding region runs from base 47 to 2539 and encodes 830 amino acids. Gene Ontology annotation, biological process: tRNA wobble uridine modification. Gene Ontology annotation, cellular component: elongator holoenzyme complex. Gene Ontology annotation, molecular function: protein binding. The record is from RefSeq and is a predicted model, not a curated record. The transcript is spliced from 2 exons.